This is a messenger RNA of Acanthosepion pharaonis, 1233 nucleotides long. Lineage: Eukaryota; Metazoa; Mollusca; Cephalopoda; Sepiida; Sepiidae. The record is from the annotation of a GenBank genome assembly.
AUGUUCUUCCCUGUUUUUAUUUACAGUUUUUUCUUCCUUCCGUCCCUUAUUCAUUCCCUCGUUCUUUGCUUCCUAUUCCCCUUUCUUCUUUUAUUACAGAUUUGCUUUCCUUCCUUCCUUUCCUUCCUUCUUUCCUUCCCUUAUUUCCUUCUUUUCUUCACUGAUCGCUUUGUCUACUUUCCCUCUUCAUGCCUUCCCUAUUCUCUCAUUUAUUUACAGCAUUGUUUUCCUUCCUUCCUUCCUUCCUUCCUUCCUUCCUUUGCUGCUUGUUCUUCGUUCCCUCCUUCACUCUGUCUUCAUUCCUGCCUUUAUUUCUUUUCUUCUUUAAUUUUCAGUUUUGUCUAUUUUUCUUUCUUUUUCUUUCUUUCUUUCUUUCUUUCUUUCUUUCUUUCUUUCUUUCUUUCUUCUAGCUUUGUCUCCCUUCCCUUCGUCCCUCCGUUCUAUUUCCCUUUCUUCCUUUAUUUCACACUGUCUUUCUUCUUUCUUUCCUUCUUACGUUUACUUCUUGGCUUGUCUUCCUUCCUUGCUUUCUUCGUUCCUACUUAUUUCACUUCCUUUCUUUGCUUUAUUUUCCGCUUUGUAUUCUUUCCCUCUUAUUUCCUUCCUUUAUUUCCAGCUUUGUCUUCUUAUCUUUCCUUUUUUUUCUUCCUUCCUUUAUUCUCCGCAUUUUCUUCUUUUUCUCUUUCCUUUUAUCUUUGUCUCCCUUCUUUCCUUCAUUUUGCUUUCUUUCUUUCUUUCUUUCUUUCUUUCUUUCUUUCUUUCUUUCUUUCUUUCUUUCUUUCUUUCUAUUCCGGCAUAUUCAUUCCACUGAAUAUUAAUUGUCCUUACUAUCUUUUUCAACUUACUCUUAUUUUCCUUUCUUUCUUUCUUUCUUUCUUUCUUUUUUCUUUUCUUUCUUUCUUUCUUUCUUUCUAUUCCGGCAUAUUCAUUCCACUGAAUAUUAAUUUUACUAUCUUUUUCAACUUACUCUUAUUUUCCUUUCUUUCUUUCUUUCUUUCUUUCUUUCUUUCUUUCUUUCUUUCUUUCUUUCUUUCUUUCUAUUCCGGCAUAUUCAUUCCACUGAAUAUUAAUUGUCCGUUUUCCUCGCCUACAUUUUUUUCUUUCUUUUUAAUCUUAUUAUAUCAGUUACUAUCUUUUUCAACUUACUCUUAUUUUCCUUUCUUUCUUUCUUUCUUUCUUUCUUUCUUUCUUUCUUUCUUUCUAUUCCGGCAUAUUCAUUCCACUGAAUAUUAA